UAGAACUAGACUAGAACUACCCUAAUUGUACUGGAAAUAAAUGUGAAAUAGAAGUUGUAUUGAUUCGAUUGAUUGCCUCUAAUCGGCCGUAAUCCUCUGCUUUUAUAGAGGAGGGAGGCUGGACCCGUUACCAACAAAACUCCGAGCAAAUCCCGCGAUUUUCGCCAACAAACGCAGCGAAAAACUCGGAACCCUAAUCUGUUCUGCGCGUGCGCGGACCGUCCGGCCUCAGGGCCGGACCGUCCGUCGGCUCAAAUUGGUGCCCAACAGUCUCGCACCCGAGAUAACGACACAUUCUAUCCCCGAUGCGACUACACCACUGUCCGUCAACCAAGAGGUACCAUCAGUUUUCCAUCAUGUUCCCUUUAGAUUCAGCUUCGAUCCACCAAGCGACCCCAGUGGCGGAGGGCGCACAAAAUGUAAGGUAUGGCUAAUUUAUAUAAAUCCGUGUUUCGAAACAGAUUUUAUACAACACCUAUUUCACCGUGGUUCUUAAAUUAAUUAACCAAUAUAUCAAUUCGCUAACUGAUUAAAUAGACUAAACUAGUGAAACAAAAUGAGGUUUAAUUAAAGUAAAUACACUCAUUGCUCUAUAUAAUAAACAAACGCUUAGAGAAGUAAAAUACUGUGCCAUUUUACUUAAUGCGGAAGCCUUAUAAAAGGGGCCAUGGAGCAUUAAUCUCUACUACUAAUUAUAAACCUAAUGUAGGCGUCCACACCCCGCGGUGUUCUGCCGCCCGCGGCUGCACCCUGCCCCGCAUCACGCAAUCCAGCGCAAUUCCCCGGCCCACACGCUCGAGCACGCCCCCUGCCCCACACGCUCGAGCACGCGCCGCCCCGGGGGAUCUGCCACCGCCUCCACCUCUUCCUCGGCCGUGGCGGUGAGCGCAGCGCCGCCCCCAGUGUAGAUCUUGAGGCGGCGACGAAGCUUCAAGCCCACGCGCCCCUCGAGGUAUGGCUACGAUGCAGUCCCCAGGUCGCAACUGAUUUAGACGCAGAGAUGGAGGUGUCGGCGGCCUCCGACGAAACCCUACCGACGUGCUCGACCACCUCAAGCCCCACACUAUCGCUCUCCUCCAUCUUCUCUACAACCGCUGCCCACCUCUAGCUCCGCCUCCUCCCUACGUGAAAUGGGUGGGCAUCGCGCUGGCACAGCUCCAUCUCCGGGCACGCAGGGUGGCGGCGCGUCGCGGAUCUGGAGCUGGUCGAUCAUCACGCGUCGUCGGCAGCCAGGUAAAUCUGACUGAUUCUUCUCCUUACCUGCUUCUCCUGGUGUGGAUCUCGGCUCUCGACGAGUUUCAGGGAUCCAUAGCGGUGGCGGCGGCGGCCAUGGACAAGAGCCCUGGUGCUGCUUCUCACUUACGUCUUUCCUCGUUGGUGAACCGCGGUAUGUGCUGAUCGACCUGUGUGUGGUGCGCGCAGGUCAACGCGAUGCGAAGCUCGCAGGAGAAGAACACGUAGGUGGAGAGCAUGAUCUGAAGGAUCUGGAACCUUGUUAGGAAGGAGAUCUUGUGCCCAUCUCGAUUUUGGUGACUCAAUUUGCAAGUUGGGUUGGGCACGUGAGAUCUGGAACUAUGUUGCAGGCUAAAAAGAUGCCUCUAAAGAAGCUAAAAGAAGAGGAGGGCUAGAGAAGAGGUUAAUUAACAUGGAAGUAGAUGAUUACGUCCAAGACACCAUACCUAGGGAUAACGCAUGGUAACAAAUUGAUUCUUGUUUUUGUCCCCUUCUUUUUCCUGUGUUGUUGUAUGUUUGGAGGAUAGGAUGACCAGAGUUUGCCUGCAACCGAUCUAAAGGUUAGAGCGAGCGCCAUGUGAUGCAGGUAUGUACAUCGCUGUUCCAAAAUUCAUGUGUUUGAUGCCGGAUUGCGUGUAGCUAGCUGUUCAUAGUAGGGAUUAGCGCUGAAAAAUUGGGGGAAAGCAAAGUACACUGGUGACCUCAAGUUCAAUCGAAUCAAUAUGGCACAUCAGUUAGACUGUUUGCUUAUCUUAGAAAAUUGAUUUUUGUUCUUUUUACUACUAAAGCCUUACUUCUCUCUUCUGUAAUUAAAGUGGUGACCAACUUGGAAGGACAGUUCAUAUGUCAAGUUGGGAGUUCUAAGGAAGGAUUGUUUAAUGGCCAAUUUGAUGCUGCCCUAUUUGACCACCCUCAGGGGAAGAAACAACUAUUAUUUCCAUGCAAUAAUAAUAGCUCUUACAAAAACAUGCUAUGAGCUCUUAACAUUUGAGAUAACUAUAUCUUUGAACAAUUGAUCUCUCAGGAAUAUAUGAGGCCUUGGAGUUGAGGGAUGGAGGAUCUGAUUAUCUUGGCAAGGGUGUUCUUAAGCUUUUGGCUUAACAUUUGAGAGGAGAUGGCGGUCACGAUCACGUGGGUGAAGACGAGACAGAUCUUCAUCAGCCGCGGCAACCCCACCGUCGAGGUGGACGUGGGCCUCAGGGAUGGCAGCUACGCGAGGGGGGCCGUACCCAGCGGCGUAUCCACUGUUGAAACCAAGAGUUGUCUCUCCCAAGGACGCAUUUCAUCACCAUCACUAAGCAACGCAUGGGCACAUCACCAGGGCAUCGAAGAAAAAACUCUUUCUGUCCAACCUCCUCCGACGAUCAUCCUCCUGUCUGUUCCGAUCUCGUGCGGGCUCCACCAUUGUAAUGCUUGCCACCGGUACAGGUAUUGCUCCGUUCUGCUUGUUCCUGUGGAACAUGUUCUUUAAGAAACAUGACCACUACAAGGUAUAAGCACCUUAGCUGUCAGUGGAUGCCAUGGCAGUGGAUGAGGGUGACAGAGCUAUUGAUUCCAACUCAUCUGCAUUUGGAAGCAUCAGAUGAACCUGAUCAAUGUGACAUGUAUGAAGCUGACAGUAAAUCAUCCUCAACGCCGCAGAUGCAUACAAACUCAAAGGCAAGCUCUCAGCGUUACAAGUCAAGUAGAACAAAUGACGAGUGAAAUUGAGGAGCCCAGGGUACCUAAUUUAAUGUUUGUUCUAAGAAAAUUUUGAGUUUCAGAAUACAUAUGUAAAUCAGGAUAUAUGUGUAUAUGUGUGUGUUCUUGUGCUUUGAGCUAACCAACUAUGUUUAAGUACUUCUCCCCAUGUUCUUUAUUGUUUAUAAUUUGUUA
Molecule: messenger RNA, 3108 nt
Organism: Zea mays
Lineage: Eukaryota; Viridiplantae; Streptophyta; Magnoliopsida; Poales; Poaceae
Product: enolase 1
Exons: 7
Coding region: 2348-2704 (118 amino acids)
Source: RefSeq, a predicted model, not a curated record